UGGUGGCGGUGCUGGUCGUGAGUUUGGUGGUGGUCCUGAGUUUGGUGGUGGUCGUGCUGGGAUAAGGAUAAAAUGGACGGCGAACAGUCAAGCGGUGAAACCAGUGCAAAAGUUCCUGCAGGAGAUGCUGUGCAGGUAACCAUCGGCGCUACGGUGCCCACUGGCUUCGAGGGGACGGCCGCCGAUGAGGUGAGCGAGAAGAUCGGCGUGGAGGCGCUGGUCAGCAAGGACCGCGGGCGGAUCACGUUCGUGGUGCCCAGCUCCGAGCUGCGAGAGGUGCAUCAACUGCGCUCAGUUGACAAUCUCUUUGUGGUGGUGGAAGAGUUCCAGGGCUACCAGUUUAAAGAGAACAAGGAGGAGGCCUUGGCAGACUUUACCGCGCUCCCGAGCAAGCUGUCAUGGGACAUCCCCCUGGGCCUCUGGAGGCAAAACAACGACAUAAAGCGCAAGAAGACGCAUGGACAACGACGUGGGCAGCCGCAAGGGCAGCAACGGGGCAGCAUUGCAAAGGGCAUCGCAGCACCAGGGGCGACGGGCAGCGUGGAAGAUGGCGUCCAUCGUCUCAAAGUUCACGACUCGUCGGACGCCACUGGCCGUGAUGAGCAAGGUGCAGCAGCAGCAGCAUUAUCAGCCACGACCGCAAAAGAGGGGGAGGACGUCGUGGAGGCCGGAGACACCGAGAGCCCUGCCUCAGGAGAAGAUGUUGCGGCACCGGAGGAGCCGGAGGAGCUUCCGGGAGGGGAUGGCGGGAGGACAUUGCGAUUUCGCGUGACCUGCAAUCGCGCGGGCGACGGACACAGCUUCACCUCCAUGGAGGUGGCGCGUGAGUUUGGUGGAGCCGUGCAGGAUCACUUCGGCUGGAAGGCGGACAUGAAGAACUUUGACGUGGAGGUGCUGGUGAACAUCCACGACCAGGAGAUGUGCGUGGGCAUCGCCCUCACGGAGGAGAGCCUUCAUCGGAGAAACAUCACGCACUUCGGUCCUACUACCCUGCGCUCUACCCUGGCCUACGGCAUGCUCAGACUUUGCAGCCCGCAGCCUGGUGAUAUAAUCAUUGACCCGAUGUGUGGCACAGGAGCCAUACCUGUGGAGUGUGGCAUGGAGUGGCCCCGGAGUUUCCACAUCGGCGGCGACAGCUUUCCGAUGGCCACCAACCGCUCCGUCAACAACGUCAACCACCUCAACAGCAAGCGGAACAGCGGGGGAAGAAGCCUUCCCGUCGACAUUGUGCAGUGGGACGUGUGCCGCCUGCCGCUCAAAACGGCCUCCGUGGACGCCUGUGUCACCGACAUGCCGUUCGGAAAGAGGAUGGGAUCGCGCCGGAGGAACUGGGACCUGUACCCGGCGUGCUUGCUGGAGCUCGCUCGCGUGUGCAGGCCUGGCACGGGGCGCGCGGCCCUCCUCACGCAAGACAAGAAAUGCAUGUCCAAGGUGCUGAUGCAGAUGGGUCACCUGUGGCGGAAGGCGCACACGGUGUGGGUGAAUGUGGGCGGCCUGCACGCCGGAGUGUUCCUGCUGAGACGCACGGCCGCCCCGUACGACGGCCCUGGCCCAGGGCACCGCGAACGUGUGGCCCCGUACGCCGAGCGCGCUACCGCCACCGCCACCGCCGCCACUGCCGCCAGCGACGGCGCCGGCGCUCGUGACGACGGUGCGGGGAUCGGGGCCACGGGAGGCGACGCUUGAUUAUUUAUUUGUGUGGACAGUCGUCGUCCCCCUCCCCCCCAGUAACUUUCUGCAAGCUGUUUACAAUGUCUGAAAUGCCUUAGCCGCUCCGAUGCGUUUUCGGAGUUGUACCGCUUGUCGUUCAGCACGACGCCCCCAGAGCUUCCGGAAGGAAAGCUUCCCGAAAAAGCUACCGGCACGUGGAGCGAAACGUCGGACAUCGUACCAAACAACACGCGGCACGACCCGAAAACAUAUCGAAGAGCUAUACAGCACAGGCGUGAAUAAAACUCAGCAGUAGUAUCUGAAAUGCCUUAUUUUUUUGUUCAGAAAUUAGACUUUCGUGGUACUGGAAUUACAAACAGAAUGUGUGUCGAGAUAUAUCUCAUGUUUGCAUGCAUGUACGGCACUUUUUGCUCCAUUAGGGACUACAAACACUGUUUGGGUCGUGCGAGUCAUUUGACCACACUGCACCACGCUGGUCACUGCAGGUUGGUGAAGGCCGACAGCAUAGAUCAGAUCUCGUAGAGUAAAGAAAAAUAUUUCACUGCGCUCCUGUCUGCUGACAACUUAGCCUUGAUGUAGCAUGGCUGUGUUUUUGUACCAUAUGUAGCCACGAUUUGCCAGUUUAUAAUUUAUCCUUUGCAAUGCAAAUGUAUUGAUGAAGUGGUAUUUUUUUGUAAUUUGUGCAUGCAUUCUGUGGCUUUUUUCCAUUGCCACGAAAACGUAUCUCCAGUUUGUAUGACGUUUCGUAUUAUAUUGUUAACUUUUGGAAACUUGACAUUCACAUUUUGCUGUAAACCGAAAUUAGAACAGAGCCGGUGGAUAGAACGAUGCCAGUUUUUUUUUCCACCAGGGUUACUUUAACAUCUGUUAUAUUUUGAUUUAAAGCUUUCGUGACUGCAGUGAUUCAUAUUCUUGGUUCUUUCGGUAAAGUCACGUUGAAGGGAAA
Petromyzon marinus (sea lamprey) is the source of this 2617-nucleotide messenger RNA. Lineage: Eukaryota; Metazoa; Chordata; Hyperoartia; Petromyzontiformes; Petromyzontidae. The record is from RefSeq and is a predicted model, not a curated record.